AUGGCGUGCUUGUAUUUCCACUGGAUCAUCAUCACUACGAUUAUGUUGUACACUUUUCAGGUCUCAAAAGCUGGGAACAACGAAACCGAGAGGCUAGCAUUGCUUGCAAUCAAAGCCAACAUCACAGAUGAUCCUUUGGGUGUUAUGAGUUCAUGGAACGACACCCUGCACUUUUGCAAGUGGUAUGGUGUUACUUGUGCCCGUAAAUACGAUCGCGUCUCGAUACUUGACCUGCAUUCCUCCAAGCUCACAGGUAUACUCUCACCCCAUAUUGGAAACUUAAGCUUCCUCACGGACCUGCAUCUUGAAAACAACAGUUUCGGUGGUACAAUCCCACAUGAAAUUAGUCGUUUGCACAGAUUGCGAACACUCUGGUUGUUUAACAACUCUGUUCAAGGGGAAAUUCUAUCGAAUAUAUCGAGUUGUUAUAGUCUUAUUGAAAUAAAUCUAGUACAUAACAAUUUGUUAGGAGAAAUUCCACCCUCAAUUGGUUCUCUGUCACAAUUGCAACUUCUUUCUUUGUCGCAUAACAACUUGACAGGAAACAUUCCUGCAUCACUUGGAAAUUUAUCAUCCCUCUCCAAAUUCACCAUCAGCAGUAAUAACUUUUUCGGUAUGAUCUCAUAUAGCUUAGGAAAACUAAAGAGAAUGAACUAUUUGUCUCUUGAAGAUAAUAAUUUUUAUGGGGAAGUCCCACCUUCAAUCUUUAACCUCACGUUGCUGACAACAUUAUCUUUAGCACAGAAUCACUUAGAAGGAAACCUUCCUGCAGAUUUAGGCAAUACUCUUCCGCAUCUUCAGUGGUUAGCUUUAGGUAUGAAUCAAUUUACUGGACAUAUUCCAUCUUCAAUAGUCAAUGCCUCUAAUCUAAACCUUCUGCAGUUGAAUGAGAACAAGCUCCAAGGACAUGUUCCUUCUUUGCACAAGUUGAUGAGUCUUUCUAGCCUUGCAAUUUUCGAUAACUCCCUUGGGUAUGGCCAACCAGGAGAUUUGAGCUUUGUUUCUAAAUUCCUUAGUCAAUAA
Molecule: messenger RNA, 1023 nt
Organism: Spinacia oleracea (spinach)
Lineage: Eukaryota; Viridiplantae; Streptophyta; Magnoliopsida; Caryophyllales; Amaranthaceae
Product: LRR receptor-like serine/threonine-protein kinase EFR
Exons: 1
Coding region: 1-1023 (340 amino acids)
Molecular function (GO): protein binding
Source: RefSeq, a predicted model, not a curated record